Molecule: messenger RNA, 477 nt
Organism: Cryptosporidium muris RN66
Lineage: Eukaryota; Apicomplexa; Conoidasida; Eucoccidiorida; Cryptosporidiidae
Exons: 1
Coding region: 1-477 (158 amino acids)
Source: RefSeq, a predicted model, not a curated record
AUGGUUAUUGAACAAUUGGAAUCUUUUUUUCCAAAUAUUAAAAAGAAAACAUGGGAUAAAACACCUUUAUUUAUAAAAAAGUAUUUAAUAACAUACUGGAACAAUAGGUAUGAAAGUUAUAUAUACAACUUGUGUGUAACUAGAAAUAAAUUAUUUGAACAAUAUAACUCAAAAAUUUUGGACAAGUUGAAACCUAGUAGACAUUUACCAGUAACUGAUUGGUAUAGACAGAAAUUAAGAGGAACAUCUGUCAUAGGAUUUCCAGGAUACUUUAGCCAAAGUAAAAUAAGCAAUUUAGAUAUUCAAUACAAUGAUGAAAUAGAAAUAUACUCAGGUAGUAAUGGUACUAAUAAAUAUUAUUAUUAUGAUCCUAAAAAGUGGAUAAGUGGCUUAAUUUUGGUCUUUAUUAUAUAUAAUUAUACUCAUAGAAGACCAAUAAUUCUUUGUAUAGACAGAAUAUCGAAUAGUUCAAGCUAA